Astyanax mexicanus (Mexican tetra) is the source of this 8056-nucleotide messenger RNA. RefSeq names its product HEAT repeat containing 5B (gene heatr5b). Gene Ontology annotation, cellular component: membrane; Golgi apparatus; endocytic vesicle. Bases 156 to 6353 code for a protein of 2065 amino acids. The transcript has 36 exons. The record is from RefSeq and is a predicted model, not a curated record. NCBI's taxonomy places the organism in Eukaryota, Metazoa, Chordata, Actinopteri, Characiformes, Acestrorhamphidae. Gene Ontology annotation, biological process: intracellular protein localization; retrograde transport, endosome to Golgi; endocytosis.
CUUACCUGAUCAGGAAAGAGAGGAGCUGGAAAGCAGAAGGACAAGCCCAAGGAUCUUCACAUGGAAGUGAUGGUCAGUGUAUUUCAGGUGAAGCAGUCACUUAGUAGAAGAGACCUGCCUUCAGAAGACCCCCUGGCUGCUUUCAGUGCCCACUAAUGGAGCUGGCACACAGUCUCCUGCUCAAUGAAGAUGCCCUGGCCCAGAUCACAGAAGCCAAGAGGCCAGUCUUCAUAUUCGAGUGGCUUCGGUUCCUCAAUAAAGUUCUCGUAGCAGCUAAUAAGGUUGAUGUGAAGGAGAAGCAGAAGAAACUGGUGGAACAGCUCACUGGGUUGAUCAGCAGCAAUCCUGGACCCCCUACGAGAAAGCUAUUGGCUAAGAACCUCGCUACACUCUACAGCAUCGGCGACACUUUCACCGUCUUCCAGACGUUGGACAAGUGCAAUGACAUCAUCAAAAACAAGGAUGACACUCCAGCCUAUCUGCCCACCAAGCUUGCUGCAGUGGCUUGUGUUGGGGCCUUCUAUGAGCGAAUGGGCCGGAUGCUGGGCAGCUCCUUUCCAGAAACAAUCAACAACCUUCUGAAAGCCCUGAAGAAUGCAGAGUCUCAGGGCCGCAGUGAGAUCCUCCUCAGCCUGCAGAAAGUUCUCAGUGGCCUGGGUGGUGCUGCUGCAUCCUGCCACAGAGAUAUCUACAAGAAUGCCCGCUCUCUCCUCACUGACAGGUCCAUGGCUGUGCGCUGUGCUGUGGCUAAGUGUUUGCUGGAGCUGCAGAAUGAAGCGGUGUUCAUGUGGACCACAGAGCUGGAGAAUGUGGCCACGCUGUGCUUCAAAGCUCUUGAAGGCUCUACAUACGGCGUGCGCGUGGCUGUGUCCAAGCUGCUGGGAACUGUAAUGGCUACUGCACUCUUGCCUAAACAGGCUGCAGUUAUGCGUCAGAAUGUGAAGCGAGCCACACUGGAGGAGGUGCUUGAGCUGAUGGCCACAGGUUUUCUGCGAGGGGGUUCCGGAUUCCUGAAGAGUGGAGGAGAGAUGCUGAAAGGAGGAGGUUCAGUCAGCAGGGAAGUCCGAGUUGGAGUCACUCAGGCAUAUGUAGUGUUUGUGACCACACUGGGCGGUCAGUGGCUGGAGAGGAACUUUGCCACCUUCCUGUCACACGUAUUAGAGCUGGUGGCUCACCCUCGGGCCACACAGACCCACGUAGAGGCAGUGUACUCGCGCCGCUGUGUCUCUUUUGCCUUGCGUGCCACACUAGGAGGCCUGCUGGGGGAGAAGGCCCAAAUUGCUGCCGCCAAGGAGAUCUGCCAGGCCAUCAACAAGCAGAUGAGGGCAGUGGGUAAGGAGGAAAAUAGGGGGGAAAUAUCCGGUUUCAGAGCAUUGCAGAAGGCGGUAGUCAGUGACAGCAGUGGUGAAAAUAAGGGUGGGGCUGCGGACGUGUCGGCCAGUCAGCACGUGAUGGUGUGUGCUCUGAAAGAACUGGGCAGUCUGGUCCAGAGCCUCAGUGCUACAGCCUCUCCACUCAUACAGGAGCCUUCUAUUGGUCUGUUGGAGACGGUGACGUCGGUCCUUCUGCACCCCAGCAUGGCGGCCCGUCUGGCAGCAGCGUGGUGCCUGCGCUGCGUUGCCGUGGCGCUGCCCUAUCAGCUGACCCCUCUACUGGACCGCUGUGCCGAGCGCAUCAACACCCUGAAGAGCUCGCCUGAAGCCGUCAGCGGCUACAGCUUCGCAAUGGCUGCUCUGCUGGGUGGAGUGUACCAGUGCCCGCUGGGUAUCCCCCACUCCAAGGGCAAGAUGGUGGUCAGCAUAGCUGAGGAUCUGUUGCGUUCCGCAGCUCAGAACAGUCGUCUCUCUUUGCACCGAACGCAGGCUGGCUGGCUGCUCCUGGGAGCCCUCAUGACUUUAGGAUCAUCUCUGGUGCGCUACCACUUGCCUAAGAUGCUGUUGCUCUGGCGGAAUGUGUUCCCUCGGUCGCAGAAAGAGCUGGAGGCUGAAAAAGCCAGAGGAGACUCCUUCACCUGGCAGGUCACUCUGGAGGGCAGAGCUGGAGCACUUUGUGCCAUGCGAAGCUUCGUGGCUCACUGUCCCGAGCUGCUGACUGAAGACGUGAUCCGCAGGCUGAUGACUCCUAUUGAAUGUGCCAUGACCAUGAUGUCUCAUAUUCCUGCAGUUAUAAAGGUACAUGGAGCUCACCUAAAGGCCAGUGCUGCUAUGGUGCGUUUGAGACUCUACGACAUUCUGGCCCUGCUUCCGCCCAAGACUUAUGAAGGCAAUUUCAGUGCUCUUCUGAGGGAGCUGGUGGCUGAGUUUACACUGACGGAUAAUUCAGCCAACACAACCACCUCCUUGUUGCGUUCACUUUGUCACUAUGAUGACAGUGUCCUCAUGGGCUCCUGGCUGCAGGAAACUGACCACAAAUCCAUUGAGGACCAGUUGCAGCCUAACAGUGCAUCAGGCAGUGGUGCUCUGGAACAUGACCCCUCCUCCAUAUACCUGCGAGUUCCUGUUGGAGAAGCUAUCCCAGGCCCGCUCCCACUGGGUGUCUCAGUUAUUGAUGCAUCUGUGGCACUUUUCGGUGUAGUCUUCCCCCAUGUCUCCUUUAAACAUAGGCUCCAAAUGCUGGACCACUUUGCUGAGUGCAUCAAACAAGCUAAAGGAGUCAGACAGCAGGCUGUCCAACUCAACAUCUUCACUGCUGUCCUCAGUGCACUAAAGGGUCUAGCUGAAAAUAAGAGCACGCUGGGACCGGAGGAGGUGCGGAAGUCUGCUCUGGCCUUGGUGAUGGGUGCUCUGGAUAACCCCAACCCCAUCCUGCGCUGUGCUGCUGGAGAAGCUCUGGGACGCAUGGCACAGGUUGUAGGAGAAGCCACCUUCAUCGCCAGUAUGGCUCAGCACAGUUUUGACAAACUGAAGUCAGCUCGGGACGUGGUGUCCAGAACGGGUCACUCUCUGGCUCUUGGCUGUCUGCACCGAUACGUGGGAGGCAUCGGGUCAGGUCAGCACCUUAAGACCAGUGUGAGCAUUCUCUUGGCACUGGCUCAGGACGGAACCUCCCAUGAGGUUCAGACAUGGGCGCUGCACUCCCUGGCUCUCAUUGUAGACUCCAGUGGGCCGAUGUACAGAGGUUAUGUGGAGCCCACUCUGUCCCUGGUGCUCACCCUCCUCCUGACUGUGCCUCCCUCUCACACAGAGGUGCAUCAGUGUCUGGGCCGCUGUUUGGGAGCCCUCAUCACCACUGUGGGCCCAGAAUUACAGGGCAACAGUCCCACAAUUUCGACCAUUCGCUCCUCAUGUCUGGUGGGCUGUGCCAUAAUGCAGGACCACUCAGACUCUCUGGUGCAGGCAGCGGCCAUCUCUUGCCUGCAGCAGCUGCACAUGUUUGCCCCACGUCACGUCAACUUAUCUAGCCUGGUGCCCUGCCUCUGUGUGCACCUCUGCAGUUCUCAUCUGCUUCUGCGUCGGGCUGCGGUGGCAUGUUUGCGGCAGUUGGCUCAGAGAGAGGCAGCCGAGGUGUGUGCAUACGCCAUGAGCCUCGCCAAGAAAGCUGGAGACAGCAAAGAAAGCACCACUAUCAACCUAAACAUCACUGAGACUGGUUUGGAGGGUGUUCUUUUUGGCAUGCUGGACCGGGAGACAGAUAGAAAACUGUGCUCGGACAUCCAUGACACACUUGGCCAUAUGCUGUCCUCUCUAGCUGUGGAGAAGCUCUCGCAUUGGCUCAAACUCUGCAAAGAUGUCCUGGCUGCCAGCACAGAAGUUGGAGGUGCCUUGGCAUUUGAAGUAGAGAAAGAGGAGGAAGACUCUGAGAAGAAGGAUGAGAUGGACGAUGACACCAUGUUUACAGGCCUGGGCGAUGACGACAAAACAAAGCCUUCUGUUGCCCCCCGCUGGGUGACGCGGGUGUUUGCAGCCGACUGCUUAUGUCGCAUCAUUCAUCUGUGUGAAAAUGCAGACAAGGCUCACUUUGAUCUGGCCACUGCCCGCAGCGCCAAAGCCAAGAACCCUAAAGGUGAUCUGCUGGUGUUGCAUCUUUCGGACCUGAUCCGCAUGGCCUUCAUGGCUGCCACGGAUCACAGUAAUCAGCUACGGAUGGCCGGCCUGCAGGCCCUGGAGGACAUCAUUAAGAAGUUUGCCUCAGUACCGGAGCCUGAGUUUCCUGGUCAUGUGAUCCUUGAGCAGUACCAGGCCAAUGUUGGAGCUGCACUACGACCAGCCUUUUCUCCUGAUACUCCAUCUGACAUCACAGCCAAAGCUUGCCAGGUGUGUAGUGCUUGGAUAGGCAGCGGUGUAGUGAGUGACCUGAACGACCUCCGCCGUGUCCACAAUCUGCUGGUGUCCUCCCUGGACAAGGUGCAGGCUGGCAAGGGCUCUUCCAGCCAGCUGUACAGCGAGAGUGCCACCACCAUGGAGAAACUGGCUGUGCUCAAAGCCUGGGCAGAGGUGUAUGUGGUGGCUAUGAAAAUAAAGAAGGAGGCGGAGUCCAGGCCGGCUCGUCCUGUGAGGAGCGGUGAGGAUGAUGAUGAGGACAUGGGUGAUGAAGGAGAUAUCCUGCCUCCGGACAGCCUGAUCACGCUGGUGCAGCCAGAGCUGCCCUCGCUGAGCCGGCUGUGGCUGGCUGCUCUCAGAGACUACGCUCUGCUGACCCUGCCGGCUGAGUUUGCCAGCCAGCUGCCCCCUGAAGGUGGGGCCUUUUACACUCCAGAGACGAUAGACACCGCACGUCUGCACUAUCGCAACUCAUGGGCUCCCAUUCUGCACGCCGUGGCUCUCUGGCUUAGCAACACAGACUUUGGAGCUGCUGAGGGUCCUGAGGAGCCCCAAACUGGUACUACAAGUCCUGCAUAUCCUCAGGGGCCACCUGCUCCAAUCAAAAACCCUGAUGAGCUGGCCAAAGACAGAAUGCAUCUACUGUUGGGCAUCAGUAUUGAGUUCCUGUGCUUCCCUCGCCCUGAGGAGCCUAUUGAACGAGUGAUGUCCUGCCUUCAAGCUCUCUGCACGCUGCUCGAAACUCCACAGGCUCGAAACCACAUCGCAGAGGACCAGUUGCUUGCAGUAGAGCUGCUAAAUGUGCUGCACAGGCUGCUGUUAACCCGGGACCCUCCCAGUGUUCAGCUGCAGGUGACUGCAGUAGUGCAAGAGACCAUCCGCUCAGCCCAAGACCACCUGGACCAGCGCAGGAGCUCCAAGGGUGUGGAAGAUGGUGGGGAGAAGGAGUCGGCGAGUGUGUUGGCGGAAGGAGGGGACACUGGAGAGCUGCAGCCAGGGAAGUCUCUGGUGUUCGCUGCCAUGGAACUCCUGGUGUUUCUGCUGGUGCGUCACCUGCCUCAGGUCAACACCAAAGCCAGCGACUCUCCCAGCCACCUGCCUACCAAACCCCAGCCUCUGCCCGAGCACAGCAACCGCCUGGUGGCCGUCACCAUCAGCAUCCUAGCAGAACUGCCUGCACUGUGUUCUCCAGCAGGGAGUAUGACCAUCCUGCCCACAAUCCUGUUCCUCAUCUGUGGAGUGCUGAAGGAGACCGCCCUGAAAACCCCCGAUGGUUCAGUACCUCUGCCUGUGUCAGCCGCCCUGCAGGGCAUUAAGACCAUCAUCACUUCCCCACUGGGCCGUGUGGAGAAAACGCAGCAGCAGUGGACCAGCCUGGUCAGGAGCAGUCUGGCUUCUGUGCUGGAGUACUCCCAACCUGAUGAGUCCAGGCCCAAUAUGGAUGAAGUGAGCCUGCUCACUGCAAUCACUUUGUUCUUGGUGUCCACCAGUUCUGAAUUGGUCGGGGUCACCACCUUACAGAAGGGCUGCAUAGAACGCUUCAGAAAUGCUCUCAACUCCAGUGACCCUUGGGUCCAAGCUCGGUGCUAUCAGCUCCUCCUCUCCGUGUUCCAGCACUCGAGCCGCGCUCUCUCCACACCCUACAUCCACGCUCUGGCUCCUAUGCUGGUGGAGAAGCUGAAGGGGGCGGAGCGUGCAAGGCCAGGGACCCCUGCUGAGCUCCAGGCUGUGCAAGAAGGAGUUAAAGUGCUGGAGGGCCUGGUGGCCCUGGGAGAAGAGCAGAAUCGAGUUCAGCUGCUGGCUCUUCUGGUGCCCACCCUGAUCUCCUACCUGCUGGAUGAAAAUGCCUUCUCCACUGCUCCUCCCCCGUCCAAAGGGCUGCAUGAGUUCGCCCUUCAGAAUCUGAUGCGCAUCGGACCCCUGUACCCUGCUGCCUUCAAGACCGUUAUAGGAGCAGCACCUGAGCUGAAGACCCGCCUUGAGACCGCCAUCCGAGCCAACCAGGCGAGCAGCAAAGCCAAGGCCGCGGCCAGGCAGGCCCAACCCACUGUGCAAGCCACACCCACCAUCAAACUCAAAACCAGCUUUUUCUAAAAUCAGCUUUUCUCAACUGACUUGUCCUUGCUCAUCUCAAAAAGGCAUUCUUUUAAAGUUACUGUGUAGUUUGAACUUUAGUUUGGACAAGCUUUAAAUAUGAUGAUUGAAACAAAGUUGAAUGAUACAGUUUCUUAUUGAGUUCAAUCAUUUUUCACCACUCUUCUGUAAAACUUGACCAUUAGAAUUAAUUCCAGUUAAUUUGAGGGAAGAUCAUGUAGUUCUCUGUUGAUGUAUGUUUUUAUUCAAGUAAACCAGUUAAAUUUUAAUUAAAUGUGUGCUACACAGAGACUGUGUCAGUUGGGGUAAAGCUAUGCUGUUAUAAAUAUGGAUUCCAGGGUUUAUGCUUCAUCGUGUCAAUCAUGUGUGCUGGUGAAUGUCCGAGUGAAACCGUUAAAGGGAUGUAGUUUAUUCUGUCGUGGUCAUUUUUUUUCUGGAAAGCUUGUGAAAUGCACCUUAAUCAGAACGAAUAUCAUGGAAGCACCUUUUUUGUAAAGUCACAUUGCAUCAAUGUUCUUUUUGACAAUUCCAGCAGUUUUUCUUCAUUGUUUUUUUUUUUUUUUUUUUGGAUCCUGUAAAGACCAAAACAGGCAGAGCUGUACAGUAAAUGUGCUGUAAUAUCACACAAUUCCUUUUCUCUUCUCAGCUAAAACACUCCCUUUUAGUUAAGCAUUAUUUAGUAGAUCAUUAGUUGUCAGAAAUUUGCUUUUAGACUUCGGACGAUUUUGUAACUGUUACAUUGGAUAUAGAACUCUUAUUAGGAAACAAUAAUGAUAAAAAAACAACCAAUCAUUCAGUACCAUUUGUGUUGUACAUAGAGAAUUACAGUUAAAAUGAAAGCUAUGAUAUACUGUAAAGUCGUUUUAUUAUUACUAUUAUUUUUUUUAACCUUUUUCAUUUUUAUUUGCUAUAUACAUACAUUUAUAUUGUCACUGUUAGAAAAUGUUUCAACAAAUACUAAUGCUUCAAAGUAAUGGAAGAGCCAAUAGAAAUGCUCUACAGUUAUGAACCUCCUAGUGUAAAUACUGCAAAAUGAUGAAUGGACCAGUAGAAAUGCUCCAGAUUGAUGAAUAACUGAUAGAAAUGCUUCAAAAUGCUGCAUGAACUAAUACUUUUGCUCCAAAAUAAUGGAAUAGCCAAUAAAAAUGCUACACAGUGAUGAAUGGACCAGUACAAAUGCUCCAAAAUAACUUGGAAUAGAACAUUUUACUUUUUGACUUUCUUUGAAAAUUUUUAAUUUGCAACAUGAACAUUUUUUUUGCCUGACGGUGACAAUAUGACACUUGGAUUUAGCUUGACUUUUAUUAACAUUAUUCACUGUCCUGGAUUAAAUGUGAUGAGCAUCUCUCUCAUGCCUCUUAUUUACUUCUUCUCCAUAUUGUUUGUUGCUUUUGUUUUUGCUUUAGUUUGAAUAGUUUAUGUAAAAAAAAAAACAGCAUGUAAACAGUUCCACAUGAUAAUUUAUUCACUUUAGAGGAAGACUUGACAUUGCAUUAAGCAAUUACAGUGAAGCUGCACAGUCAUUCACCAUGUUACAGUGUGAAGUUUUGGUAUUCACCAAGUCUAGAAUGUGUUCCUGUAUUGUUGUUUGUUUGGGGUUUUUAUGUUGAGUGUGGAGCUGCACAGUAUAAUAAAUUGAGUCACAUCCGGGCUGUUGGCAAAGUGGACAAAUUGAUCUGAAAAAUAAAGAAGGUUUUAUUUAA